AUGAAAGUAACACCAAGAUUACCACCUUUUCCAACUGUAAAAGAAAUGAUAAAACUUUAUAAAGUUAGUGCAAUGAAACAUCUUUCACAAAAUUUUAUUUUAAAUGAAAAGUUAACAGAUAAAAUAAUACGAAAAACAGGAAAGAUAUCUGAAAAUCAUGUACUAGAAGUUGGUCCAGGACCUGGUGGAUUAACUAGAUCAAUUAUAAGACAAUUCCCAGAAAAACUAAUUGUUGUAGAAAAGGACAAACGAUUUAAACCGAUAUUAGAUAUGUUAGCAGAUGCUUAUGCAUCAGUUAACGGUGAAAUGGAUAUUAUUUAUGAUGAUAUAAUGAAAGUAAACAUGAAUAAUAUUUUUCCUACAACUAAAAUGAAAUCUUGGGAAGACACAAUUCCAAGAAUUUGUAUCAUUGGUAAUCUACCAUUUAAUGUAUCAACUCCCUUAAUAAUAAAGUGGAUCCAUGCAAUAUCUGAAAGAAGAGGUCCGUGGGCAUUUGGAAGGACUAAAAUGACAUUAACAUUUCAAAAAGAAGUUGCUGAACGUAUAGUAGCUAAACCAUUAGAGGCACAAAGAUGUAGGUUAUCUGUAAUGGCACAAGCUUGGACACAUCCAGUAUUACACUUUACUAUACCAGGUACAGCUUUUCUUCCCAAACCAAAAGUUGACGUCGGGGUUGUAUCAUUUUUGCCUUUAUCUGUUCCACGUACCGAACACGAAUUCAAAAUUGUUGAGAAAGUAACAAGACACAUUUUUAGUUUUCGUCAGAAAUAUAGUAUACGAGGCAUUGAAACACUGUUUCCGCUAUAUUGUCGAAAGGAAUUAGGUAAAAUGAUGUUUAAUCUUUCUGAUUUGGAUCCACGUACAAGACCAAUGCAACUUACAAUGGAGGAUAUCAACAAACUUGUUACCGCAUAUAAAUAUUUAAUGGAAAAACAUCCAGAAAUUGCCUUAUAUGAAUACCGCGCAUCUCGAAAGAUACUAUCAAUAUCUAAAGCACAGGCCAUAGAAGUCACUGAAUGUAUUGAACCAUAAUCUGACUGAUAAAUAAAAUAAACCGCAUUUAAUUUCGAAA
Hylaeus anthracinus is the source of this 1072-nucleotide messenger RNA. It is a transcript of the gene mtTFB1, whose product is annotated as dimethyladenosine transferase 1, mitochondrial. Gene Ontology annotation, biological process: rRNA methylation; transcription initiation at mitochondrial promoter. The record is from RefSeq and is a predicted model, not a curated record. Lineage: Eukaryota; Metazoa; Arthropoda; Insecta; Hymenoptera; Colletidae. Bases 1 to 1032 code for a protein of 343 amino acids. The transcript is spliced from 3 exons. Gene Ontology annotation, cellular component: mitochondrial matrix. Gene Ontology annotation, molecular function: rRNA (adenine-N6,N6-)-dimethyltransferase activity; mitochondrial transcription factor activity.